This is a messenger RNA of Hirundo rustica (Barn swallow), 5404 nucleotides long. RefSeq names its product ATPase phospholipid transporting 9B (putative) (gene ATP9B). NCBI's taxonomy places the organism in Eukaryota, Metazoa, Chordata, Aves, Passeriformes, Hirundinidae. Gene Ontology annotation, cellular component: plasma membrane; trans-Golgi network; endosome. The record is from RefSeq and is a predicted model, not a curated record. Gene Ontology annotation, molecular function: ATP hydrolysis activity; ATP binding; ATPase-coupled intramembrane lipid carrier activity. Bases 35 to 3460 code for a protein of 1141 amino acids. Gene Ontology annotation, biological process: phospholipid translocation; retrograde vesicle-mediated transport, Golgi to endoplasmic reticulum; endocytosis. The transcript has 28 exons.
GCGCCCGGCGGGCGGUGGGGGGGGCGCCCCCAAGAUGGCGGAUCAGAUCCCGCUGCGCCCCGUGCCGCGCAGCGCCCAGCGCAGGGCGGCCUAUUACAGCAGCGCCGCCGCAGCGCAGCGGCACAGCAGAUACCAAGUGGAAGAUGAAUCCUCUCAUUUGGAUGAAAUGCCACUGAUGAUGUCAGAAGAAGGCUUUGAAAAUGAUGAGAGUGAUUACCAUACUUUACCAAGAGCCAGAACUUCUCAGAGAAGAAGAGGCUUAGAGUGGUUUAUCUGUGGUGGCUGGAAGUUCCUUUGCACUAGUUGUUCUGAUUGGCUCAUAAACAUUUGUCGAAGAAAGAAAGACCUGAAGGCUCGCACAGUGUGGCUUGGGUGUCCUGAAAAGUGUGAAGAAAAAUACCCUAAAAAUGCCAUAAAAAAUCAAAAGUACAACUUCUUUACCUUUAUACCUGGGGUUUUAUAUGAACAGUUCAAGUUUUUCUUGAAUCUCUAUUUUCUCAUCGUGUCCUGCUCACAGUUUGUACCAGCACUGAAAAUAGGCUACCUGUACACGUACUGGGCUCCUCUGGGAUUUGUUUUGACGGUCACAGUGGUACGGGAAGCUGUUGAUGAAUUUCGACGUUACAAGAGAGACAAAGAAAUGAACUCACAGUUGUAUAGCAAGCUGACAGUACGAGGUAAAGUGCAAGUUAAGAGUUCAGACAUACAAGUUGGAGACCUCAUCAUAGUGGAAAAGAAUCAACGAAUCCCAUCUGACAUGGUGUUUCUUAGAACCUCAGAAAAAACAGGUUCAUGUUUCAUUCGAACUGACCAGCUGGAUGGGGAAACAGACUGGAAACUGAAGGUUGCUGUCAGUUGCACACAAAGAUUGCCGGCUUUGGGGGAUCUCUUUUCAAUCAAUGCUUAUGUUUAUGCUCAGAAGCCACAGCUGGAUAUCCACAGUUUUGAGGGCACCUUCACACGGGUAAGCAGUCCACGUAAAUACACGUUCUACUUUCCUCUUGAAUACCUCAGUCCUACAGGAAGUGUCGACAUUGUAUCAGAUAUUUCCAUGUCUUUUUUUCCUAUCUUCCUGCCAUGCAAUACCUCAUAUAGGAGUAAUGAAACAUGUAUUGCAGAAAACGUUGGCUUGCUGGACCUGGAGCUGAAUCAACUGACCAAAGCCCUGUUUUUGGCUUUAGUUGCACUAUCAGUUGUUAUGGUAACUUUGCAAGGAUUUGUAGGCCCGUGGUAUCGCAACCUUUUCCGGUUCCUCCUCCUGUUUUCCUAUAUCAUCCCAAUCAGUUUGCGUGUCAACUUGGACAUGGGUAAGGCAGCCUAUGGGUGGAUGAUUAUGAAAGAUGACAAUAUUCCUGGAACAGUUGUUCGAACUAGCACCAUACCAGAAGAGUUGGGACGAUUAGUUUAUUUACUAACGGAUAAAACAGGAACACUUACACAGAAUGAGAUGAUAUUUAAGCGCCUCCACCUAGGUACUGUUUCCUAUGGAACAGACACAAUGGAUGAAAUACAGAGUCAUAUUAUAAACUCUUACUCACAGGUCCACUCUCAGAACAGUGGGAACAGUACAAGUUCAACACCAUCCAGGAAACCUCAAUCAUCUGCGCCCAAAGUCCGGAAGAGCGUCAGCAGUCGGAUACAUGAAGCAGUGAAGGCCAUUGCACUCUGCCACAAUGUGACCCCCGUGUAUGAAUCCCGGGCUGGUGUGUCUGGAGAGACAGAAUAUGCAGAAGUGGAUCAGGACUUCAGCGAUGAAAAUCGAACUUACCAGGCUUCCAGCCCUGAUGAGGUAGCUCUGGUGCAGUGGACAGAGAGUGUGGGUCUCACUCUGGUUAACCGGGAUCUGACCUCUAUGCAGCUGAAGACCCCUGGUGGACACAUCCUGACAUACUACAUCCUGCAAAUCUUCCCCUUCACCUCCGAAAGCAAGCGCAUGGGCAUCAUAGUUAGGGAUGAAUCUUCGGGAGAAAUUACAUUUUACAUGAAGGGUGCAGAUGUUGCCAUGUCCACUAUUGUACAGUACAAUGAUUGGUUAGAAGAAGAGUGUGGUAAUAUGGCACGAGAAGGAUUGCGCACACUGGUUGUUGCCAAAAAAUCACUUACUGAAGAACAGUAUCAAGAUUUUGAGAAUCGGUAUAACCAAGCAAAGUUAAGCAUACAUGAUAGAAACCUGAAGGUUGCCGCUGUUGUAGAGAGUUUGGAGCGAGAAAUGGAAUUACUGUGUCUCACUGGAGUAGAAGAUCAGCUGCAAGCAGAUGUUAGACCAACUCUAGAGAUGCUAAGGAAUGCUGGAAUAAAGAUAUGGAUGUUAACAGGAGAUAAACUGGAGACAGCAACUUGCAUUGCAAAAAGUUCUCACUUAGUGUCUAGAAAUCAAGAUAUUCAUAUUUUCAGACCUGUUGCCACUCGAGGAGAGGCUCACUUAGAACUAAAUGCUUUUAGGAGGAAGCAUGACUGUGCCUUGGUGAUAUCUGGGGACUCACUUGAGGUUUGCCUGAAGUAUUACGAGCAUGAAUUUGUAGAGCUGGCUUGUCAGUGUCCUGCUGUAGUGUGCUGCCGAUGUUCUCCCACCCAGAAAGCGCACAUUGUGAAACUGUUACAGCAUCACACUGGGAAACGCACAUGUGCAAUAGGUGAUGGAGGAAAUGAUGUCAGCAUGAUCCAAGCAGCAGACUGUGGAAUUGGAAUUGAAGGCAAGGAGGGAAAACAAGCUUCUCUAGCAGCUGACUUUUCUAUCACACAGUUUAAACACAUAGGUAGGCUAUUGAUGGUACAUGGUCGAAACAGUUACAAAAGAUCAGCAGCGCUUGGUCAAUUUGUCAUGCACCGAGGCCUUAUUAUUUCAACUAUGCAGGCUGUAUUUUCAUCAGUCUUCUACUUUGCAUCUGUUCCCUUGUACCAAGGAUUCCUAAUGGUAGGGUAUGCAACCAUAUAUACUAUGUUUCCAGUCUUCUCUCUAGUAUUGGAUCAAGAUGUGAAGCCAGAAAUGGCAUUGCUAUAUCCAGAACUUUAUAAGGAUCUCACAAAGGGAAGAUCUUUGUCGUUUAAGACUUUCCUCAUCUGGGUUUUAAUCAGUAUUUACCAAGGUGGUAUUCUGAUGUAUGGAGCCCUGCUGCUUUUUGAAUCAGAAUUUGUGCACGUUGUUGCCAUUUCCUUCACUGCCCUCAUCUUGACUGAGCUCUUGAUGGUUGCACUGACCAUACGAACAUGGCACUGGUUAAUGGUGGUGGCUGAAUUCCUCAGUCUCGGCUGCUAUGUGGCCUCUCUUGCAUUUCUAAAUGAAUACUUUGGUAUAGGCAGAGUGUCUUUUGGAGCUUUCUUAGAUGUUGCCUUUAUCACAACUGUGACCUUCCUGUGGAAAGUGUCAGCAAUCACUGUUGUAAGCUGUCUUCCACUUUACAUUCUCAAGUACUUGAAGCGCAAGUUCUCUCCUCCAAGUUACUCCAAGCUUACCUCGUAAAAGUGAUUAUAUUCCUAUGGGUUUUCACUCACCAGUUUGCAGAUUGCAUAUUCACUGUGCUUUAGUGUCUGUGGAUUCAUGCUGGACUAAAGAAACUUAAAGAAAAAUCAAAUGGGAUAGCGUGAAUAGGGCACAAAAAGAAGAGGAGACAUCUGACAGAUACAAUAACACAGAAGUACACUAACAGCUAUCAGAGAUAAACUAAAUUCUCUUCGUGUUGAUUUUCUUUUUUUUUUUUUUUUCUUUCAGUUGUUAUGAUUAUAAAAUAAAACCAAAUUACCUUUGAUUUGACAAUGCUUCUGAAUGGUUUCAUUGCCACAGUAAAGGAUUUUUUGUUACUGUAAAGGAUUUUUUCCAACUAUGUUUAUCUCCUGCAAGUUAAAUUGAAAGUUUUGUUAUAUAUUACAUAAAAUUCUGGUUUACAUUAUUGUAUAACUUCCUACUUCAAGCUCUUUCUUUUACUGUUUAUAUAUGGAAAAGUUCAUUCAUCCAUACUUACUCUAACAAACCUAAUACCUGUAAAUGCCCGUGUCUGUAUUAGCAGCUAUUAUUCCUCAUCAGACAUUGAUUAAUAUGCACUAUUGGAAUUAUGUACUGAUGUCUGCAUAGCACAGUAUUAUUUUAGGAGCUGUUUCUGUAUUCUCCAUUUCUGGCACCUGUAAAUUACAGAUGUGUGAUGUUGACAGCGGUUCUUUAAAUGCACAUUACAGUCAGGUUGCACAAAAGCUGUUUAAAAAUUAAAUUAUAAAUUCUGUACAUAAUUCCACAGCACCUGUUGAUCUGUACAGAUAUCAAAACAUGGCUGCUCAGUAAAUAUGUUUUAAAAUUCUUAUUCAUUUUGUAUUUGUAAAACUGCAAAUAGUGUCAAAGUACAUUUCUAUAUAUGAGAAGUCCAGUAAACCUUGUAUUAGCUAAUAUGUUUAAAUUGCCUUGUAAUCUGUUUACUUAGGUUACUCAGGUAAAAGAAAGUAAGAGGAACACAUGAACAUCAUGGUAGGAAAAUCAAUCAUCUUCCAAGUUGUAAAUGUUAUGUUUUUAUAACUUAGUUGGGUGCAAACUUGUCAAAAAAAAUCAGAACAUUUUUGCUUGUAAGCUGUCAGAGUUGAGUGUCUUGGCUGAGUUAUGACACUUUAUAGCCGCUGAAGAUUUAUUCCUGGAACUCAAAUACUCUGAUGCAAUCUGAGGGGUCCAAAUCUUGCACAUUGUACUGGCAAGUAGGAUAUAUUAAUUUUCCAUUGUGAUAUAACUUUGCUUUCUCACGAAGUACAUAUAAUGAAUUUGGCAUAGUUAGUUAAUCAGUGGAAAGGAACAACAUAACUAUUCAUGCUUUCUUUAUUAAAUAUUUAUAUGUGUGUUUUUAAAAGCCACUUAAUAUAGAUGUCAUUUUUAUGUUCAACUGUAUGCCUUUACAACAUGAUUCCUCUUUUAGUCUCUUUUCCCUUAUGCCAUUAUUACUCUGGAUGAGGAAUAUUUAAUUGAUAAUUAUAACUACUUCCUGGGAGAGCAGAGGAAAUGGCUGCAGAGCUAUUUGGAUUCUACCCCACUCCAUUAAUUUUUGUUUUCAAAGGUUUUCUAACUAGCUAUUUAUCUGCUUUUUUUAAUUUUCAUUCCUCAUUAUAAAAGCAAUAAAGCCUAAUUUCUACCAAAUAUUAGUGGUACAUGUAUUAAAUAAACUACCGAGGUAGAGUUUCCUUUAAUUACCUGACGUCACAGACUAGUUUGCCCUGUCCCUCUGUGAACUCACUUCUGUAAAUCCCCACAAGAUGUCACUGUUCUUGCAUAUUAGCAGGAGCCUUUCUGCAUUCAGUGUGGUUUUGCCAAGAUGGUCCUGAUUUACAUUUUUAGUUUAAUUCUGUGGUAUUUUUGUCACUGAUUUGCUUUAGUUUUUUGUUUUCCCCAAUAAGUGGUGAUUACUUUCAAACAAUUAAGAAAUGUCUCCAGUGU